AUGCAUGUACAAGGCGUAAAACCUGAUGGAAAUUAUGGCUUUCGGGCGAUAGCUGUCUAUCUUGGUCUUCACGAAGAUGCAUGGGCAACUAUCCGAUAUAACCUAAUAGAAGAGUUGCACAUAUUCAGAACACAGUAUGUUGUAAUAUUUGGCUGUGAUGACCAGUGGACUCGUGUUUACAACUCACUGAACUUCUUUACAUUAGAUAGAGGAGCGCCGAUUGAGCAUUGGAUGACUAUGUCAGACAUGGAUCUCUUAAUUGCGUCAAAGUUCAAUGUGAUAUUACAAGUUUUAAGUGCUGCACAUAGCUUCACGUAUUUUCCACUUCUAUCUACUCCACCACCGUCGUAUCGACAUGUUGCUAUCGCUAUCGGGUACGUAAAUAAUAAUUACUACGUCCAGGUUGCAUUGACAGAGGGUUACCCAAUGCCUCCCAUUAUGCCUCAAUGGGUUCACUUCAGGCAUGAUUGUGCAACUACAUAG
This is a messenger RNA of Tripterygium wilfordii, 483 nucleotides long. RefSeq lists its product as uncharacterized. Bases 1 to 483 code for a protein of 160 amino acids. Lineage: Eukaryota; Viridiplantae; Streptophyta; Magnoliopsida; Celastrales; Celastraceae. The transcript has a single exon. The record is from RefSeq and is a predicted model, not a curated record.